Morchella sextelata is the source of this 267-nucleotide messenger RNA. RefSeq lists its product as uncharacterized. NCBI's taxonomy places the organism in Eukaryota, Fungi, Ascomycota, Pezizomycetes, Pezizales, Morchellaceae. The record is from RefSeq and is a predicted model, not a curated record. Bases 1 to 267 code for a protein of 88 amino acids. The transcript has 4 exons.
AUGUCGGUACUAAAGCUCCUCCUUUACAUCACUGACCGUGACCUCACUUCGAGCUCGCCACCGCCGCACGAACCCAAUCAUACCCAAGUAAUCACCGCGGGUUACAACAGUAAUUGGCAUAAAGAACGGGCUGAUCCGAAGAUAGCAGAGGCGAAGUCUAAGAAACGUGAGGAGAAAGAGGGCAAGGGCAAGGGCAAGAUGACAUUGGUUAAGAGACUGCGCAGGAAAUCGGGCACGGGCAUGAAUUCGGAAGCCAAUCGCACGUAA